CGCUUCUAGAUCAGACGCAAAUGAAAGGUGAUAAGAAUCUGCUGGCAGAAGCCCGUGCACGGCGUGAUUUGCGAAAUGACCCAACCCUCCCAAGUUAAGUACAAGUACUCCGUACCUUGCUCCACACACUGCCUCGCACUACGAUCUCGAUGUUUCCGCGGUGAGGAACUUCCCGAGCAAUCUCUCUUAUCUAUAUCAGCCCCGUCAUCGUCAUAGCUACAUUGAACACCACCACUGCAGGAAAUCCUGCACAUAUAAAAAUAACCAUGGAGACCCCUCUAUCUACAGACGAAGAGCACCACGCCAUGGACCUCGAAAAGGGCUUCCGCUCCUCAGCCUUCCCUGUGCCGACUCGACUCCGGCUGUGGUUGACGUCCGACAUCGACACGAGGUGGGCGGACACGAUCCUUCUGGCGUGUUUCUUCGUGACGGGGAUGGUCGACUCCGUCGCGUUCAAUACCUGGAGCUGCUUCGUGGGGAUGCAGACUGGAAAUACCAUUUUCGCCGGCCUGGGCGUCAGUGAUCUGCCGGGCAACGUGCCCCGGCACACCUGGACGAAAUCGCUGGUCGCCAUCCUGUCGUUCUGUCUGGGCGCACUCUUCUUCUCACGGUACCAUCGGCACCUCGGCCCGCUCAGGCGAUGGGUUCUCGCGUCGUCGUUCUUUCUGCAGACGGCGUUCAUGAUCCUGACCGCGGCCCUGAUUUCCGGCGGGGUCGUUGCCAAAAACACCCAAGGGGUUGAGACCGGCGCCGACGGCGGACGGGGCAGCUUCCCGUGGCACGAGCUGUGUCCCAUCGCGCUGCUGGCGUUCCAGAGCGCGGGCCAGAUCGUGGCGAGCCGCGUGCUCAAGUACAACGCCCUGCCGACCGUGGUGUUGACGAGCCUGUUCUGCGAUCUGAUGGGCGACCCGGACCUGUUCACGGCCGGCUUGCUCGAGGAUCCGGACCGGAACAGGCGCGCCUUGGGGGCGGUGUUGUUGUUCGCGGGUGCCGCCGUCUCGGGGGCCCUGAUCAAGACCUCGGUCGGGUAUGAUGGGGCGUUGUGGGUCGCGACGGGCGUCAAGGGCGCGAUGGUGCUGGCGUGGUUGGCGUGGAGUCCGAAGAGGCAGCAAGUCCAGAAAUGAUCGACCGGGUCCAGUGUCAAUUUCCUUGCCCACACCGGCAAGCGUAUACCUGUCCAGAAGCUCGACGCCCAAAUGCGAGACGGACUACCACAGAAGUGAGAACCCGCGUUAUGGACCAAGUUACCAGUGUCAAGCGAGUCAGCGCUCUGCUUGUCGCGCCACGCGGGAUACGCCUCGGCCCGUCAAGCAAAACUCGACCAGCACCGAACUCGAAGCCAGAUUGGCCUCGCCUGGGCCGUGUGUGCUAGUGAGCAGGCGAUGCGCCGAGAAGCUCUCUAUCAGGGCUGCCGCUCUCAGGACUGCAGUGGCCCGGCCCUGUCGACGAAAGGGUUGCUACGGUCGCAUGGCCAGAGUGUGAAACUCUUUACACCUUGAAAGCGUGCCCACGCACGGUCCGUGAAAGAGCAUGUGUUCUCCGGCCGGAGGUAAAGGGCUUAGUGUUGAGUCGCCCCUAGACGGCUUGGAACAGGAAGGACCACGAACAUGUACCAUCCAAAGAUGCACAGAAGCGUCCUUUAGAAUCAUCCAGACCAUAUUAUAUCUUUUACAAAGAGCUACGGAAGAGCACCCCCAUUUCCCAGAUGGUGAUACCCUUUUCCAAUGCCGAAAUCAUUAGACUAG
Messenger RNA from Cladophialophora immunda, 1745 nucleotides. RefSeq lists its product as uncharacterized. Bases 267 to 1124 code for a protein of 285 amino acids. The transcript is spliced from 2 exons. The record is from RefSeq and is a predicted model, not a curated record. NCBI's taxonomy places the organism in Eukaryota, Fungi, Ascomycota, Eurotiomycetes, Chaetothyriales, Herpotrichiellaceae.